Messenger RNA from Vavraia culicis subsp. floridensis, 429 nucleotides. RefSeq lists its product as uncharacterized. The transcript has a single exon. Bases 1 to 429 code for a protein of 142 amino acids. The record is from RefSeq and is a predicted model, not a curated record. NCBI's taxonomy places the organism in Eukaryota, Fungi, Microsporidia, Pleistophoridae.
AUGAUCUUAAUGAUCUAUUCGGUCACCACCGGAGCUCAAAAUCAGUGUAUUGCAACAUGGCCGGGCACUCAACGGUUCUUUAUUGCUGCAUCAACAACGGUUAUUCCGGAGUGGACAGACCGUUUUACAAUCGUAAGCAACAAAUUUCUACUUGGUACGGUGUUUAAUCAAUUAUAUCAUCGUUAUAAUACCGCGCUUUCCGGCAAAAUAAUACCGAUUAUGGAACUUUCCCCUAAAGGCUCUUUCUCCACCCGAAAUACCGUAAAUAUAAGUUUGGCGAGCACCAACUCUGGCCAUAAUGGUUAUCUCUCCACAGAGAAACAGUUUUGUAACAGCUAUUCUCUGUAUAACAUGCUCCUAUUACGCUAUUACUGCCAGACCAAUCCUUCUAAAGUACAUUCUGAGACCACUUGCCGGUUGUUGGCAUGA